Molecule: messenger RNA, 927 nt
Organism: Pieris macdunnoughi
Lineage: Eukaryota; Metazoa; Arthropoda; Insecta; Lepidoptera; Pieridae
Source: the annotation of a GenBank genome assembly
AUGGCGGCCGCCGUAGGCAGAAUUUGUGGGGCACGACUUUUGAAAAAUUAUGGCAUAGUUACACCCCAGGUGUAUCAGCUGUCCACUAGUGCUCAAGGAUGGACUAAAAGUAGAAAAUUGUGGUUAUCCACAUUAGGUGUAGUUGGCGGAGGCGUAGGAGCAUUACUUUUUGCUCUAGAGCAAUCUGUUCAGGCGACAGGUUCCGAGGCCCACCCAUACCAUCAGCCAUGGGCCCAUGAUGGAUGGUUUAAGUCUCUUGACCAUGCCAGCGUACGUCGAGGAUAUGAAGUGUACAAGCAGGUGUGCAAAGCAUGCCACUCACUACAGUACAUCUCAUACCGUAAUUUGGUCAAUGUGACCCACACAGAAGCAGAGGCCAAAGCGGAGGCUGCUGAAGUAAUGAUUAAAGACGGACCGGAUGAUGAAGGAAACUACUUUGAAAGGCCGGGCAAACUAUCUGACUAUUUCCCAUCGCCGUAUCCCAAUGAAAACGCUGCUAGGGCUGCCAACAACGGUGCUUACCCACCGGACCUAUCAUUGAUAGCAUCAGCCCGCCACGGUGGUGAGGACUACAUAUUCGCUUUACUUACUGGUUACAUGGAACCACCGGCUGGAAUUCCACUCCGAGAGGGUCAGAGCUACAACCCCUACUUCCCAGGUGGAGCUAUUUCUAUGGCCCAAGUUCUGUUUGAUGAGGCCGCUGAAUACACAGAUGGAACCCCGGCCACAGCCUCCCAGCUGGCCAAGGACAUUUCCACCUUCCUCAGGUGGUGUGCCGAGCCAGAGUUAGAUGACCGUCGCCUGAUGACCAUCAAAGCCAUCGGCAUGUUCUCCAUGCUCACGGCCGUAGUCUACUACUACAAGAGACACAAGUGGUCCGUACUCAAAUCACGCAAACUAGCCUAUAAACCAGUAUCUAAGAAAUAA